Oncorhynchus kisutch (coho salmon) is the source of this 2532-nucleotide messenger RNA. RefSeq names its product ras-related protein Rab-14. The record is from RefSeq and is a predicted model, not a curated record. Gene Ontology annotation, biological process: phagosome maturation; endocytic recycling; Golgi to endosome transport. Gene Ontology annotation, cellular component: trans-Golgi network; phagocytic vesicle; recycling endosome. Bases 380 to 1030 code for a protein of 216 amino acids. NCBI's taxonomy places the organism in Eukaryota, Metazoa, Chordata, Actinopteri, Salmoniformes, Salmonidae. Gene Ontology annotation, molecular function: GTPase activity; GTP binding. The transcript has 8 exons.
AGAAUAUUAGGUUAGUCUACUCGCACACAUGUAGGCUGAGGCCGUCGGAUGCAGCACUGUCAUCACACCGACCAAAGCAUAAGUGAUUCUUCAUGCCACUAAACUGUUUAACAUCGGCGACACUACCUAUCGCGUCCAAUACAUUGAUAAUGAUUUUUCAGUUUGCGCACUUCAUUGCGCAUUUAUAAUUAGUGCAAACAGCGCAAAUCGCCCCAUAUGCAUUGCCCUUUGUCCCAGAAGCCACACAACAGAAGGAAAAACCCUGUGCAGUGCAAGCAGCCAUCUUGGACAGGCAGGCAAGGUAGAUACUUCAGCCAGGAUAACCUGCAUAUCUCUUCUGAAGAGCUCAAGACAUUAAAUCGACAAUUUCCGAGUCACGAUGGCCACCGCACCGUACAACUACUCCUACAUUUUUAAAUACAUCAUCAUCGGGGACAUGGGGGUAGGGAAGUCAUGUUUGCUUCACCAGUUCACAGAGAAGAAAUUCAUGGCGGACUGCCCCCACACGAUCGGCGUGGAGUUUGGCACGAGGAUAAUCGAGGUGAGCGGCCAGAAGAUCAAGCUGCAGAUCUGGGACACGGCGGGCCAGGAGCGCUUCAGGGCCGUCACCCGUAGUUAUUACAGGGGGGCCGCGGGCGCACUCAUGGUCUACGACAUCACCAGGAGAAGUACGUACAACCACCUCAGCAGUUGGCUGACUGAUGCCAGAAAUCUGACCAACCCAAAUACUGUGAUCAUUCUCAUAGGUAACAAAGCAGAUCUGGAGGCCCAGAGAGAUGUCACGUAUGAGGAGGCCAAGCAGUUCGCCGAGGAGAACGGUCUCUUAUUCCUGGAAGCCAGCGCAAAAACGGGUGAGAACGUGGAGGAUGCCUUCCUGGAGGCAGCUAAGAAGAUCUACCAGAACAUCCAGGAUGGCAGUCUGGACCUGAAUGCUGCAGAGUCUGGUGUCCAGCACAAGCCCUCCGCACCCCAGGGAGGCCGGCUAAUAACCAACGAACCACAGCCCCAGAGGGAAGGCUGCGGCUGCUAAUGACCAACGCCUCUCUGUUCUCAUCCUCCCUCCAUCUCCCCCACCCCACUCCACUGGGGCUGCAUGAGUGUAGGGCACGGGUGGGGGGAGGGAAUGAGGGAUGGGCUGAAUGGGAGUGUACCUCUCUAUGAAUCUGUCAUUCCUCCUCCCCCACCUUUUUCACUUUGUCUUCUUCCUCACUUCUCUCUUGUUCCCUCUCUUCGUCUGCCCCAUUCAGUCCAGCUCAUCUGCCAUGGAAACCCAGAUCCACACACAUUUAAUAUAUAUAAAGACAUGGGUUACUGACAAAGAUAGGUAAUGUUCAUAACACAACCAGAAUAAAUGCUUUUUAAACAUUUCCUUUUAUAGCUUCUACCUAUACUAUAUACACCGAAGUCUCAUCCACCACAUCCCAAACCAAGCCUGUGUAGUCGAUAACCGCCAUUGACAUGAAGCUAUCCAGACACACUCCCCCCGCGUCAGUCCUGCAUGGUUUAAUGAUCUAGGACUGUUUUAAACUGAAAUGGUUAGCGAAGGGAUUGAUGUAAUGUAUGACACAGCCCCGCUACAGCUCGCUAUCGGCGAUGGCAGAUGUCUGUUCAUGUUUGGUCCAGUUGUUGAACAGGGUCUAGAGCAGUCCUUAGCCAAAGCUUUACCCCUGGUCCUUAUGGUGAAGCUCUGAUACUAGACAGAUAUUUCAUCCUUCUGAUGGUGUCCUACAAUACAGUACACCUCAGUGUGGCAACACUAGUGUAGUAGACACUUAAAGCCCAAGAGACCUGGAAUUCCCCAGAAUCUCCUCUACCUACAUGAUGUCACAGGAAAGGGUGUGCGUUGCCGGGGGGUGGGGCAGGAUUUAUGACUGUUAAUGACACUUCAAAUAAAACUUCUCAUCUUGUUUUUUAUGGGAAGGAUUCCUUCGGAUCAUCAGUUUCAUUGCACCCGCCCCAUAUCAAUACAAUCUGUCCUUAACAGCAUUUUCUUUGUUGUGGUUUGCCUUAUGAUUUAAUGUUAAAUAUUUUCUUUGCUGCACUUGCUCUACAUACUGCUGUCAAAUUGUUUUACUAUAUGGUAAUAUUGUAGUGGAGAACAUGGAACUGGUUUAACAAUGAGGAAAAGACUGGGGUAGAAGUUUACCCUACUCCAGUCCUUACUGAGGUGAGGAAUUCAAACUGACCCCAGAUCAAUGCUAAGGGUCAUCUUAGACCUGUUUGCACCACAGGUGUAGGGUUCUCUCUCCAGCCUGCUCUCCCCAUAGGCUUGUAUAACAAGACCAAGCGACACGCCCCAUAUUGGAUGAGUGACUCAUCCCAAAUCAAUUUCUGUACCAUAGAAUAAUUCCCCCAAUUCGGCAGCUGUGUAUAUAGCUUAUAUAUGUUGGUGACCAUGCUACUUUGAGGAUAAACAAACCAUGCUGGCUUCGUAGAGAUCUGUACAGUUGUUUGUGGGAUGCUUGUAUUUCGUGCUUGGGAAUUCUGUAACAUAGUUUCUAUGAAUAAAUGUGUAUGGACAGACUUCCUCUA